Molecule: messenger RNA, 1821 nt
Organism: Anopheles nili
Lineage: Eukaryota; Metazoa; Arthropoda; Insecta; Diptera; Culicidae
Gene: BTBD9
Product: BTB/POZ domain-containing protein 9
Exons: 2
Coding region: 1-1821 (606 amino acids)
Biological process (GO): circadian behavior; modulation of chemical synaptic transmission; adult locomotory behavior
Molecular function (GO): protein binding
Source: RefSeq, a predicted model, not a curated record
AUGAGCAGCCAAAGCAACGGCAUGGCUGGUGCCCAACACUCCAGUGCCAACAGUCCCGGUAAGCCGCGUACUCAGGAAAUAGAACUUACGGCUCGGUUUUCGGAACAAAUGGCGCAGUUGUGCAUGUGUUCAGACUUCUCCGAUGUUACAUUCCUCGUGGAAAAUCAACGCAUUCCGGCUCAUCGGGUAAUAUUGGCGGCUCGGAGUGGGUACUUUCGAGCGCUACUGUACGGUGGGCUGUCGGAGACCAAGCAGGAUGAAAUCACGCUGUACAUUCAGCUCGAAGCGUUCAAAUGCCUACUGAAGUACAUCUAUUCAGGCAGCAUGUCUCUAUCGCAGAUGAAAGAAGAACACAUCCUCGAUACGCUAGGGCUUGCCAAUCAAUAUGGCUUUGCUGAUUUGGAGAUGGCCAUUUCGGAAUAUCUGCGCGAGGUGCUCUCCCUCAAUAACGUGUGCGCCAUACUGGAUGCCGCCCGCCUGUUUGCACUCAAUGGUUUGACUAGCGUAUGCCACUCUUUCAUGGACCGGAAUGCAACCGACAUAUUGCAACAUGAAACCUUCCGCAAUCUUUCGCUCGAUUCGCUAAACAGUCUCUUGUCGCGGGAUACUUUUUUCGCUCGCGAGGUCGAGAUCUUCCAAGCCGUCUACGAUUGGUGCCGAUGUAAUGCUGACAAUGUGCACAACGUUGACGACGUCGUGAGAAAGGUGCGGUUCUCCCUGAUGUCACUGGAGGAACUACUGUCCAUAGUGCGGCCAUCGGGUAUACUCGAUCCAGACCGCUUGUUGGAUGCAAUUGCAGAAAAGGUUUCAUCAAAACAGCUACCCUAUCGCGGGGCACUGUGGCCGGAGGAAAACGUUGCCACACCAAAAUUUAACUCGCGGACCAUCCAUGGAGAUUUGCGAUCGGCGCUACUAGACGGGGAUACUAUUUCCUACGAUAUGGAAAAAGGAUACACUCGACAUACGAUAAGCGAAAAUGGCGAUUCGAAUGGAAUCAUCGUAGAACUGGGAAAGCUGUUCAUCAUUAAUCAUAUCAAGGUAUUGUUGUGGGAUCGUGACACUCGAUCGUACAGCUACUACGUCGAAGUGUCGGUAAACCAACGAAACUGGGAGCGAAUCGUCGACCACACGAAGUAUUAUUGCCGGUCUUGGCAGUUCCUUUAUUUUCCGGCACAAGCCGUACGGUACAUCCGUCUCGUCGGUACGCACAACACGGUAAACAAGGCAUUCCACGUCGUCGCCCUUGACGCAAUGUUCACCUGUUCCACGACCCCGGUUGUGGAAGGUAUUUUAGAUCCCGCGUAUAACGUGGCCACCGUUGAGAAGAGCGCGACGGUGAUGGAAGGUGUAAGUCGCACACGAAACGUUCUGCUGAACGGAGAUGUGAAAAACUAUGACUGGGACUCGGGCUACACUUGCCACCAAAUCGGAAGCGGCGUAAUUCUUAUUCAGCUCGGCCAACCGUACUGGAUCAGGUCGUUGCGAUUGCUACUAUGGGAUUGCGAUAGUCGAUCGUACAGCUUCUACAUCGAGGUGUCGCCUAACAUGAAGGACUGGGAAGUGGUGGUGGAUAAGCAGUCAGAGCGCUUGAAAUCGUGGCAGCACUUUACCUUCCUUCCGAAGGUGGUCGUUUACAUACGGAUUGUCGGCACGCAUAAUACAGCGAAUGAAAUGUUUCACUGCGUACACUUUGAGUGUCCUUCGCAGGAUCCCGACUAUUUGCGGAGCGGACGAGAUAGUUCAAUCGAACUGCAUGUUAACGAAGGAUCGAAACUACAGCUACCGGUUUGUCCGGUUAUACAAGACGUAUCGAUCGACUGA